AGGUAACCUGUUAUGCCUGCAGCUCCGUGAAGAUGUUGCAUCCGGUCAACUGCCUUGCUCAUUUGUCACGCACACAUUAUUGGGAUCGUACACGUUGCAGGCAGAGUUUGGAGACUAUGAACCUAAUCAACCUCGGCCUUUCGACUACAUCAGCCAGCUGACGUUUGCCCCGAAUCAGAACAAAGAAAUGGAGGAGAAGAUUCUGGAACUCCACAAAUCCACAGGGGAAUGACACCAGCGCAGGCUGAUUCCCAGUUUUUAGAAAAUGCCAAGAAACUGUCCAUGUACGGCGUGGACCUGCACCAUGCUAAGGAUUCUGAAGGCGUGGCUAUCAUGCUUGGCGUGUGUGCCAACGGCCUCCUGGUCUACAAAGAUAGACUCCGGAAUAAAUCGUUUUGCUUGGCCCAAGAUCUGAAGAUUUCCUACAAGAGGAACAACUUCUAUAUUAAGAUCAGACCAGGAGCGACGGAGCAGUUUGAAAGCACAGUGGGCUUUAAACUCCAAAACCAUCGAUCGACCAAACGGCUGUGGAAGGUUUGUGUGGAGAAUCACAGCUUCUACAGGUUAAACGCACCUGAACCGCACCAAACCCGCUUCUUGACGCUGGGUUCAAAGUUCCGCUACAGUGGCCGAACACAGGACCAAACCCGCCAGGCCAGCUCUCUCAUAGACCGACCUGCACCCAGCUUUGAGCGCACCUCGUCAAAACGAAUCAGCCGCAGUUCUGGAUGGAGGUAA
This is a messenger RNA of Thalassophryne amazonica, 738 nucleotides long. RefSeq names its product band 4.1-like protein 2. Gene Ontology annotation, cellular component: cytoskeleton; plasma membrane. The record is from RefSeq and is a predicted model, not a curated record. NCBI's taxonomy places the organism in Eukaryota, Metazoa, Chordata, Actinopteri, Batrachoidiformes, Batrachoididae.